Messenger RNA from Falco peregrinus (peregrine falcon), 3709 nucleotides. RefSeq names its product glycerophosphodiester phosphodiesterase domain-containing protein 5. Gene Ontology annotation, cellular component: plasma membrane. Gene Ontology annotation, biological process: lipid metabolic process; positive regulation of neuron differentiation. Bases 1093 to 2892 code for a protein of 599 amino acids. The transcript has 23 exons. NCBI's taxonomy places the organism in Eukaryota, Metazoa, Chordata, Aves, Falconiformes, Falconidae. Gene Ontology annotation, molecular function: glycerophosphodiester phosphodiesterase activity. The record is from RefSeq and is a predicted model, not a curated record.
GGUCUGGAUGGAGCCUGGAAGCAGCCGUGGUUGAUGGAGGGAUCCAACCUGAGGUCAUCUCUCAGAGCUGUGUGAGGAGCCCUGGGAGCAGGGGACGACGCAGCCAGCAUGACUUCAGUCUCAGCAAACAGAAUAAUUGGAUCUGCUGGAGGCAAGUUCAUAAAAUGUGGGAUGCAUAAUGAAUCCACUCUGGGCUCUGCCACUGAGUAACCCUGUACCUUUGAAUGGAGCAAUUCACUGCUGCCUCAAGCUUUCCUGAUGGCAGGUUGAGCCCCAGGAUUUGCAAGAAGGUCUGUGGCCACCAUGUGGAAGGGGCUAUGAAUGUCACAAAGCUGAUUGCUGAAGCUCAGGUUGGCUCACUGCUCGUUGUACCGGCUCUACAAAAGGUUCAAGAUUCCUGGUGAUGGAAGAGAGUUCUCAGCAUCCCUGGGGUAGCCAGCCUGGAGGUCUUUUCUAUAAGCUUCACUGGAGGAAGAAACCUGCCAUAGAGCUGGGGGCAGCCCCCUGGGGAUCUGCAGGGCCAGUCCUGCAGUCACAGAAACCUUUUAACACCCAGUGUUGGAGACAACAUGGACCUCGGAGCAUUUCUGAGUGAUGCAAAGAGAAGAGGCCACAUCCCAUGGUGUCUCACGUCACUGGUGCGUCAGGGGGAUGGCUGAAAAUCUCCAGGCGGAGAGAGGGGCUGGAGGCGCUCCCACAGAGGGGACAGUGUGAGAUGGAAAUUCCUGCCAGGGAUGAGUCACGCUCCGCGUGCACGACUACGCCUGGAAAAAGCAACCACUGGCAACUGCUUCCCAUCCUGCUGCGGUGCUGGAGCUGCUUGGAGGUGGCUUGAAAAGGAAACCUUCCCCAGCCCUGCAUCCCCGGCGGGAGCCUGUGUCCAAUUCAGAUGGCCGAGUCGAAGAAAUAUGCUGAAAAUAUCUCCUCCUUUUGCACCAUUUGGACCGUGCACUCCUCCGGAGCUGGCUCUGAGCGUGGGCCAACAUGGUGGAAAAUGGCCAAUUUGCAGAAAGAAAGAGAUCUGUUGCUCUCAGGGCGCUCCCAGGACCUGAUGGAUUUCUGAUACCUCGCUCCUGAGGGGCUGGAAGGAGCAUGGUUAAACACCAACCGCUGCAGUACUACGAGCCGCAGCUAUGUUUGUCCUGUCUGACCGGGAUCUACGGCUGCCGCUGGAAACGGUACCAGCGGUCACAUGAUGACACCACCAAGUGGGAGUGCCUCUGGUUCCUCAUCCUCACCUCGUCCUUCUUCCUGACUUUGGUCUGGUUUUACUUCUGGUGGGAAGUUCGCAACGACUACAAUGAAAUCAACUGGUUUUUAUAUAACCGAAUGGGAUAUUGGAGUGACUGGUCCAUUCCAAUACUUGUAACAACUGCUGCUGGCUUUACGUACAUUACAGUGUUAUUGAUACUAGCACUAUGUCACAUAGCUGUGGGACAGCAGAUGAAUCUGCACUGGCUUCACAAGAUUGGCCUGAUUACGACUUUAAUAACUACCGUGGUGACCAUGUCAUCGAUAGCACAGCUUUGGGACGACGAAUGGGAGAUGGUAUUUAUUUCACUGCAAGCCACAGCCCCCUUCUUGCACAUAGGAGCGCUUGCAGCCAUCACGGCCCUGUCAUGGUUGAUAGCUGGGCAGUUUGCACGAACAGAGAAAGCCACUUCUCAGAUGCUGAUGUUCACUGCAUACCUUGCAGUUGUAGUUGCACUUUACCUCGUCCCCCUCACCAUCUCGUCCCCUUGCAUAAUGGAGAAGAAGGCUCUGGGACCAAAGCCAGCCAUUAUAGGUCACCGUGGAGCACCGAUGCUGGCACCAGAAAACACUCUGAUGUCCUUUCAGAAGGCAGUGGAGCAGAAGAUAUAUGGAGUCCAAGCUGAUGUUGUACUGAGCUAUGAUGGAGUGCCAUUUCUGAUGCAUGACAAGACACUCAGGAGAACCACAAAUGUGGAGGAAGUGUUUCCAGAGCGGGCCUAUGAGCACUCCUCCAUGUUCAACUGGACUGACCUGGAAAAGCUUAAUGCUGGAGAGUGGUUCCUACAGAAUGACCCUUUCUGGACAGCUGGGUCUCUCUCAAAGUCUGACUACUUGGAAGCUGCCAACCAGUCAGUUUGCAAGCUGGCAGAUAUGCUGGAGGUGGUCAAGGACAACACAUCACUCAUCCUGAAUUUCCAGGACCUGCCAUCAGCUCACCCCUACUACAGCACUUAUAUCAACAUCACCCUGGAAACCAUCCUGGCAUCAGGAAUUCGGCAACAGGCUGUGAUGUGGCUGCCAGACAUGGAGAGGCAGCUGGUCAGACAGAUUGCGCCAGGUUUCCAGCAGACUUCUGGCCUCAAGCUGGGUGCGGAGCGCAUGAGGGAGAAGGGCAUCGUGAAGCUCAACCUGCGUUACACCAAGGUCACGAACGAGGAUGUCAGGGACUACACCAUGGCGAACUUGAGUGUGAAUCUCUACACUGUGAAUGAGCCCUGGCUAUACUCCAUCCUGUGGUGCGCUGGCGUCCAGUCGGUCACCUCCGACAGCUCCCACGUCCUUCGCAAGGUGCCUUUUCCCAUCUGGCUGAUGCCUCCAGAUGAGUACCACCUAAUCUGGAUCACGUCUGAUCUCAUUUCAUUUAUCGUAAUUGUAGGAGUUUUUAUAUUCCAGAACUAUCACAUGAUCAGGUGGCGCCUAGGAAGCAUCAGAACCUACAACCCAGAGCAGAUCAUGCUCAGCGCUGCUGUCCGCCGGUCCAGUCGGGAUGUCAAGAUCAUGAAGGAGAAGCUGAUCUUCUCAGAGAUCAACAGUGGCGUGGAGACCACAGAUGAGCUGUCUCUUUGCUCCGAGAACGGCUAUGCCAACGAGAUGGUCACACCCACGGAUCACCGGGAUACCAAGCUGCGGAUGAACUGAGGGGCUUCGGUCCAACCCUGGUGCAUGGCUGUCCCACACAUUCGCUCUGGCAGCGAGAGCCAUGCUCCUGCUUGCUGUGGGAUGGGAAGCUUUGAGGAACUGCUGGUUGGGCGGAGACCCCUUCCCAUACCCUAUCACUAGCUGAUCCGCCUCCCUGGUUGUGAGGUUGGGGGGCUUAUUUUUGUAAAUAUGUAGAAAAUCUGAUAAUUUUUUUUUUUAGUGUAAUUUUUCCAGGGCAUGAGUGGAAAUACCGUGUUCAUUAAAUCCUCGACCUUAUGGCUGAAGUUAUUUGAAUCUUGACGUGAUAGCCUGAUUCCCUUUGAGGGGUUACAGAAAGAACACACUGGACAUAUCUCCCCUUUCUCCCUCUUGCCCUGCUCUACUCCUUCCCUUGGUGCAGCGACUGUGUAGCUGAACAUUGUGAUGUUCUUGUGAAGUGCUGUUUUUAUUAUGGGUGGUUGUUUGGUUGGCUUUUUUUUUUUGUUUUCCCCCUUUCCUGGGCAAUGAAGUUUUAGCUCUAACGCAACAGGAGACUGUUUGGAGGAGAGAAGCUUUCCUAGGAGAGGAGAUAGCACUGCUCUUCCCUGCUGAAGUUCAGAGCCAGGGAAGGGGUUGCGCUGGCUCAGUCACUUGAGCACCUUCUUCCUGUCCUGUCCAACUUCCACAAAGACUGGAUGCUCACAGGGAAAGGGCUUUCUUGAAAUGUCCUGCUGCGGUCUUGAAGGUAAAUCCUGAGCGGUGGCUGGAGGCUGGCCUCUGCUGGCGGCAAUGCUUUCUCUCCCCCACACCCCCUUUUUUUUUAUUUAAAAAAAAUAAA